Messenger RNA from Cuscuta epithymum, 7579 nucleotides. Lineage: Eukaryota; Viridiplantae; Streptophyta; Magnoliopsida; Solanales; Convolvulaceae. The record is from the annotation of a GenBank genome assembly.
AGGAGCUGCACAAGACUUGAUAGGAAUCAAAUGUUGGGCCACCAUCCCUAUUUUCGCACAAAAUAGUGUGCUGGUUGUCUCCACUCAUUAUGGGAGUUAUACUCGACCAAAUGAGGUGUAUAAGGUGUCCUUGGAUAGCCUUUGAAGUCUAGUAUCUCAAUUGAGUGGUCUUUGUUCGAGGAGAGAGAGCUUAUCUUACCAGAAUCGAGCUGAAGUGAGUGGUGGUCUGUAAACUCGAGCUGUGAGAGUGCUGAGACUGUUUGGUUGAUAUCUCGAGUUAUACCAAUCCAAUUAAGGCGUGUGAGAUACCCAAAGAAAGCUCUCAAGACGAGGAAUCUGUGAAGGUCUGGUUUGCAUCAAUCGGAGUAGUGGAAGGCUUCCAAAUCGUCCGAGCAAAACACAACCUCGCAGAAACGGAUCUACUUUUCUAAAGAAACGAGUUAACCGGAAAACACCCAUUCUAGGGGCUGUUUUCGUAUCAACGAUUAAGGGUUGAACUAGCACUUUGAGGAGGCUGUUUAACACUCAUAUUUGAGCAAGUAAUCAGUUCCAAACCCACCUUGACCAAAGCUUUGACAAUUGGACCAAGAAGGGAAAGUUUAAAGCUCAAUUGAGGUUGAGGCUAGAGCUUGCUUCCUGUGCUCGUUGCCCGAGUGAUUUCCCCGGAGAGAAGACUUGGUUCGUGCUUCCUCCAUUCAGUUUUAGAACAUUAAUAAACAUGCUCAUGGAUAUUUUACUUUAGAGCCUGCGUGCUCAUGUUCGCCCUGUGUGGCCCUUUGUCUUAAACAAUGUUUUCCGCUGCGUAUUGAAUUACUUAUUAUGUAUGUUUAUGGAUGACUUUUGUGUGAAUGAUAUUCAUGACGCCUUGUAUAAUAUGAAUGUGUUGGACUGCGGUUGACUAUUCGUAUUGUACGGCGGGUUGUUGACGUGUCCGGGGAGGUCCGGGGCGUGACAAUUAAGUUGGUAUCAGAGCCUUAGUCCAUAAACUUCAUAAUGAAGUCUCAAAAUUCUCUUUUUGAAAAGAUUUUGAAAACCAUGAGCAUAGAAGUUUUGUACUUGGAGAGCUUUUGGUACUUGGGUCGCAAGGUCUCUAAUUGUUAAGAUGGUACCCUUAGCAAUUGGUAUGGCGGUGACUCGAGCCAAAAUGUGUCUUAAGUACCUAUCCGUCAAUUGACAUUUGAUACGAGUCUAACGACUCUUUCCAAAUUUCUUUCAGAAAUGGACCGUGGUGGCAGGAUUACUAGGAGGAACCCGACGGGCCGUGUACCAGUGGAGACUGGACAGGGCAGUCGAAGGACCUCUAGGGCAUCUAGAGGAGCUGGCCGUGGAGGCCGAUCACAGACCGUGAGUGACGGUCAUGUUGACACAGAAAGUGAGACCUACUGGUCCUAUGAGGACUCGACUUACCAACCGGAGACAGAGCCGGUUGAGACCCCUUAUGAAGGGGAUGAUGACGAUGUAAGUGAUGAGGAGGGAAAUGGCUCCUUAGCACGGAUCGAAGCACUACUCCAACAAUACCACCGGGAGCGUGAAGAGAGGAGGCAACGCCGAAGACGCCGAGUGGGGCAACCUUCGGGCAUGGCUUCAAGAGGAGGGAGUCAUGGUGCAUCUAGAGUCCAUGUGGAACCACAUGGAGGCCAAAGUGAUGGAGGUCCAACCAUAAGGAUCUCCAAAUUUAUCAAAGAAGCAAGAGAUUUGGGGUGCAAACCCUUUGAUGGAGCAGGGGACAUUUCAGUCGCAGCACAAUGGAUCAAGAGGCUAAAUGAAGCAGCCCUUGACAUGCAAAUCGCGCCGAAUCUCAAACUGAGAAUUGCGGUAAGAUUGCUCGAGGGGAUGGCAUCCAAGUGGUGGGAUGGAACCAAGAGCAAGUACGGUGAGACCGUCGUUUGGGAGGACUUCCAACGGGAGUUCUUUGCCCAAUAUUAUUCUGAUUUUGAAGUGAACAAGAAGGUGAGGGAAUACACCCUCCUAACCCAAGGGGGUAACAUGACAGUGAAGGAACUUGAGUACAAGUUCCGGGAUCUCGCCGACUACAUACCGGAGUAUGCUUGUGACGAGAACCGAAUGGUAAACCACUUUUGGGAUGCUCUUGACUUGGAGAUACGUGAUAGGGCAACACAAUUGCCUAAUAUGACCUUCGCCCAAGUGGUUGACCAAGCGUUGAAGGGGGAGAAACAGUGGGAGGAGAGGAAGAAGAAAUACGCCGAGGAGGCGAAAAAGAGAAAAUGGGAGAGUCAUGGCUCCCAAGGUUCCAACAAAAAGGGGAACCAUGGAGGAGGAUCUUUCCGGGCACCGCCGCCACCGUCUAGGGGGAACCAAGGCCCGAGUGGGCAAGGCUCGAGGUCACAAACCUCGGUGGUAACUCGUUGCAACAAUUGCAAGAGGAACCACUCCGGUAAAUGUCGCGACCCCCCUAGAUGUUUUCAAUGUGGGGAUGCCGGGCAUUUGAAGGCGCAUUGCCCACAAUUGGGUGGGGCAAGGACAUCGGGACCGAGCAGUGGCCCGACGGGUACACGGAAUCAAACCGGAGCUUCUCAAGCGAGCCGGGGACAUGGGGGAGCGAGUACGAGCAACGCGCCAUCUGUGAAUCAAGGAAGAACUCAAGCUAGAGUUUAUGCGAUGACGGAGGCAGAUGCUCGAGCUAACCCGGACUCGGUUGCAGGAACAUUAAAGAUUAAUGGGAAGGAUGCACGAAUCCUUAUCGAUACCGGAGCGCAACGUUCGUUCGUGAGUGAGGCGUUCGCCGAGGACUUAGGGGUACAAUCAACACCAAUGACGCACACAUUAGUGGUAUCAACACCACUAGGGGAUGACGUUGAAAGAACUAGUUAUUAUCCAUCUUGUGAGGUGGAAAUUGAUGGCCAAACCUUGACGUGUGAUUUCGUACCGCUGAGUAUGAUGGAGUUCGAUGCAAUCCUAGGGAUGGAUUGGCUAGAAAAGCAUCAUGCUAGGGUAGAUUGCUACACAAAGGUUUUGGAACUCGAAGGCAAUAAUGGGGACACCCUACGCUUCGAGGGGGAUCGAGGCAAAUCAAACAGUUGUAUUAUUUCCGCCGUGAGAGCGAGAAGUAUGAUGAGAAAGGGAUGUCACGCAUAUCUAGCAUACGUGAUUGACAAAACCAAGGAGGAAACGAACAUUGACGACGUGAGGGUGGUUUGUAAGUACCCGGAUGUCUUCCCUAAAGACCUACCGGGGCUUCCACCUGAUAGGGAGAUUGAAUUUGUGAUCGAGGUCGAGCCCGGCACCAAACCAAUCUCCAUACCGCCAUACCGUAUGGCACCCGCUGAACUUAACGAGUUGAAAACCCAAUUGCAAGAGCUUUUGGAUAAUGGUUUCAUUAGACCAAGCCACUCCCCGUGGGGAGCACCAGUUCUUUUUGUGAAGAAGAAAGAUGGGACACUUCGAAUGUGUAUUGACUAUCGUCAACUGAACAAGGUCACAAUCAAGAAUAGGUAUCCUUUGCCUAGAAUUGAUGACUUGUUUGAUCAAUUACGAGGGGCAACCGUGUUUUCAAAGAUUGAUUUGAGGUCGGGUUACCAUCAAUUGAAGAUUAAGGAAGACGACAUACCAAAAAGUGCUUUCCGCACAAGGUAUGGGCAUUUUGAGUUCCUUGUUAUGUCGUUUGGGUUAACAAACGCCCCAGCGGCAUUCAUGGACUUGAUGAACCGAGUAUUCCAUAAAUACUUGGAUCGAUUCGUGAUUGUGUUCAUAGAUGACAUUUUGAUUUACUCAAAGAGUGAGGAAGAGCAUGAAGAACACUUGAUACUCGUUCUUGAGACACUACGGGAGAAGCAACUUUAUGCCAAAUUUUCUAAAUGUGAAUUUUGGCUAAAGGAGAUUGGCUUCCUCGGGCACGUGGUUUCUGGAUCGGGAAUUGCUGUUGAUAACAAGAAGAUAGAAGCCAUUACCGAAUGGGAGAGGCCAAAGAACGUCAAGGAAAUUCGUAGUUUCCUUGGAUUGGCAGGCUACUACAGGAAGUUCGUGGAGAAGUUCUCUGUUUUGGCAUCACCAUUGACGAAGCUCACUCGUAAAGGAGCUAAGUUUGUAUGGGACGACAAAUGUGAGAAGGGGUUCAUGGAACUAAAGAAACGAUUGACCGAGGCACCGGUACUUGCAUUACCCAAACAGGGUGUGGGGUACGAUGUCUAUAGCGAUGCGAGCAUCCAAGGGCUUGGGUGUGUACUGAUGCAGAAUGGGAGGGUAAUCGCCUAUGCUUCACGACAGUUGAAGAAGCAUGAGGUGAAUUAUCCUACUCAUGAUUUGGAGCUGGGGGCAGUGGUGUUUGCACUGAAGAUAUGGAGACAUUAUCUCUACGGGAAGACAUGUCACAUAUACACUGAUCACAAGAGCUUGAAGUAUGUGUUUACUCAGAAAGAGCUAAACAUGAGACAGAGACGGUGGAUGGAGUUGAUAAAAGACUACCAUCUGGUGAUAGAGUAUCACCCAGGCAAGGCUAACGUGGUGGCAGAUGCUUUGAGCCGGAAAAGCUCGUCUGGGGCAUUGCUAGCUAAUUUGAGGGCAUUAAGAGCCCAACUGGAGGUAUCCAGCGAGGGUGCCUUAUUGGCACGAUUUGAGGUGAGACCUACUUUACUUGAUGAGAUCAAGAAGGGUCAGGAAACUGACGAAGAAAUUAUGAAGAUCCGGGAACGCAUGCAAGCGGGACCGGUGGAGGACUUCAGAGAAAGAGAUGACGGUCUCUUAUUAUUUCGUGACCGAGUGUGUGUACCGGCAGAUGACGAGCUCCGAAAGUCCAUCUUAGAGGAAGCUCAUUCAUCGGCUUAUGCCAUGCACCCGGGGGGCACGAAGAUGUACCGUGACCUGAAGGAGAGUUACUGGUGGUCAGGUAUGAAGAGAGAAAUAGCCGAAUAUAUCAGUCGAUGCCUUACUUGUCAACAAGUUAAGGCAGAACAUCAGCAUCCAGCAGGCCUAUUGCAACCACUUUCCAUUCCUGAAUGGAAGUGGGAACACGUGACUAUGGAUUUUGUGGUAGGGUUGCCACGGACAAUCAGGAACUAUGAUGCAGUUUGGGUUGUUGUGGAUAGGCUCACGAAGAGUGCACACUUCUUGCCUAUCAACACUACCUACCCACUUGAGCGGUUAGCCAAAUUGUAUACGGAUGAGAUCGUGAGGCUGCAUGGGGUCCCAGUGACCAUUGUAUCUGAUAGAGACCCACGAUUCACAUCACGUUUUUGGCCGAAAUUUCAGGAGUCUAUGGGAACGAGGCUGAAGUUCAGUACUGCGUUCCACCCACAGACGGAUGGGCAGUCUGAAAGAGUCAUACAGAUCUUAGAAGACAUGCUGAGGGCUUGUGCACUGGAGUUUCAAGGAAGUUGGGACAACCACUUAGCACUCGUGGAGUUUGCCUAUAACAACAGUUAUCAGGCAAGCAUCGGCAUGCCUCCAUACGAGGCAUUGUAUGGGAGGAGGUGCCGUACACCGUUAUGCUGGGACGAGGUUGGCAUGGCCAAACUCGAGGGUACUGAGUUGGUUGAGGUCACCAAAUCAAAGGUGAAGUUGAUUCGAGAGAGACUCAAAGCGGCUCAGGAUAGACAAAAGAGUUAUGCAGAUAAGCGUCGAAGAACCUUAGAGUUUAAGGUUGAUGACGAGGUAUUCUUGAAAGUUUCUCCUUGGAAAGGGAUCAUUCGGUUCCAAACCCGAGGAAAACUUAACCCACGAUAUAUAGGUCCAUUCAGAAUUUUAGAGAGGAUUGGGGCCGUUGCAUAUCGUCUACAGUUGACUCCUGAGUUAGAGAAGAUACAUAAUGUGUUUCAUGUAUCCAUGCUUAAGAAGUACGUGCAUGAUCCCUCUCACGUAUUGGAGAAGCCACCUGUAGAGGUACGUGAGGAUUUGAACUACGCUGUUCAACCUAUCAAAGUCACCGAUAGAAAGGUGAAGAAGCUGAGGAGCAAAGAAGUCCCAAUGGUGAAAGUCCUGUGGAAGAGCGAUCGGGUCGAGGAAGAGACAUGGGAAACAGAGGCUUUGAUGAGGAAGCAGUAUGCUUUCCUAUUCGAGUAGAGCUGUGAAUUUCGGGGACGAAAUUCCUGUUAAGGGGGGGUGAACUUGUGACACCGCACCCGAACGUCCUUGAAAAUUCGAUUUAAAAACUUAACAUUUAUGUAUUGAAUUUCCGAUUUGCCAAACGAUUGUAAAGCGAUUAAUGUUCUACGUAGUGCACGAUUGAAUAUCGUACUGUUCAAACUCGUAUGAUAGUGUCGGGUUUGCAAACACUUUUCGGGACUUAUUAAUAAAUAAAAGAGCUCAACAUUUUCUAAAUAAGUGAUCGAAUGAUUAAAAAGAAUACCAAUGCCUACAACCCUAUCUUUGGCAUUUUUGAGCUAAAUAAUGGAAGUAGGAUUUUCCUUCUAUAAUAUCCAUCAAGUAAAUUAUUGGGAUGAGCCUACACAUAUUGGAGAUCAAUAAUGUGAUUUAGGAAGUUGACUUGUUCUAAAUAAAUUAGGAUGAGUACAAAAAGACAUCUUUUGACAAAGAUAAAACAAUAGGACCCAUUUUCCCCAUUUUUGGAAGUAUUGGUAGAUAAUUUGGAUCCCAAAAUGAUUGGGAUCAAUUGGGAACCACUCCACAUGAUAUUAGUACCUGCAAGACAAAUAAAAAUGGGUUAGGAAACUUACCUUGGCCGACCACCAUGGAGAGGAGCUGCACAAGACUUGAUAGGAAUCAAAUGUUGGGCCACCAUCCCUAUUUUCGCACAAAAUGGUGUGCUGGUUGUCUCCACUCAUUAUGGGAGUUAUACUCGACCAAAUGAGGUGUAUAAGGUGUCCUUGGAUAGCCUUUGAAGUCUAGUAUCUCAAUUGAGUGGUCUUUGUUCGAGGAGAGAGAGCUUAUCUUACCAGAAUCGAGCUGAAGUGAGUGGUGGUCUGUAAACUCGAGCUGUGAGAGUGCUGAGACUGUUUGGUUGAUAUCUCGAGUUAUACCAAUCCAAUUAAGGCGUGUGAGAUACCCAAAGAAAGCUCUCAAGACGAGGAAUCUGUGAAGGUCUGGUUUGCAUCAAUCGGAGUAGUGGAAGGCUUCCAAAUCGUCCGAGCAAAACACAACCUCGCAGAAACGGAUCUACUUUUCUAAAGAAACGAGUUAACCGGAAAACACCCAUUCUAGGGGCUGUUUUCGUAUCAACGAUUAAGGGUUGAACUAGCACUUUGAGGAGGCUGUUUAACACUCAUAUUUGAGCAAGUAAUCAGUUCCAAACCCACCUUGACCAAAGCUUUGACAAUUGGACCAAGAAGGGAAAGUUUAAAGCUCAAUUGAGGUUGAGGCUAGAGCUUGCUUCCUGUGCUCGUUGCCCGAGUGAUUUCCCCGGAGAGAAGACUUGGUUCGUGCUUCCUCCAUUCAGUUUUAGAACAUUAAUAAACAUGCUCAUGGAUAUUUUACUUUAGAGCCUGCGUGCUCAUGUUCGCCCUGUGUGGCCCUUUGUCUUAAACAAUGUUUUCCGCUGCGUAUUGAAUUACUUAUUAUGUAUGUUUAUGGAUGACUUUUGUGUGAAUGAUAUUCAUGACGCCUUGUAUAAUAUGAAUGUGUUGGACUGCGGUUGACUAUUCGUAUUGUACGGCGGGUUGUUGACGUG